CUUUGCGAUUUUCACGUGGAUAAACACUCGCGCCGCCCCGGGAAUUUGACUCGACCUAAGGUUCGCGAAUCGCACCAUCCCCUAGCCUUUCGGGCUUGGAUCCUUUGAUGAUCGGCCCGGUACUACGGCCUCCUAUCCUCCUGGUCGUCAGCGUAGUGGCGUUCGCGAUGGCAGGGGCCGGAGCGAAGCCUUACUUACGGUCGAAUUUAGCGCGCACGAUCCACGCCCGGAUGAUGACGGACGGACGCCUGCGCAACAUGAACCUCGCCAAG
Molecule: messenger RNA, 272 nt
Organism: Penaeus monodon (black tiger shrimp)
Lineage: Eukaryota; Metazoa; Arthropoda; Malacostraca; Decapoda; Penaeidae
Product: methyltransferase-like protein 9
Molecular function (GO): protein-L-histidine N-pros-methyltransferase activity
Source: RefSeq, a predicted model, not a curated record